This is a messenger RNA of Copidosoma floridanum, 3413 nucleotides long. RefSeq names its product dual specificity protein kinase monopolar spindle 1 (gene Mps1). Lineage: Eukaryota; Metazoa; Arthropoda; Insecta; Hymenoptera; Encyrtidae. Gene Ontology annotation, biological process: mitotic spindle assembly checkpoint signaling; peptidyl-serine phosphorylation; meiotic spindle assembly checkpoint signaling. The record is from RefSeq and is a predicted model, not a curated record. Gene Ontology annotation, cellular component: kinetochore; nucleus. Gene Ontology annotation, molecular function: ATP binding; protein serine/threonine/tyrosine kinase activity; protein serine/threonine kinase activity.
UUCAAAAUUGUGUCCGAAAGACGACGGAGACCGGUACGCUACUGCUGCUGCAAUUCUGCAAUUAUUUCAAAACAAGCAUGCAUGCAGUAAGUAGUAGUGGUGUGUCUUAUAAUCUCAUAAUCUCAUUCAAAAUCUAAUUUUUGAAUUGUUAAGUACGUACUUAUAAAGAACUCAACCUGCGUUAGGUUGUGGUUUGGUAAAAUAAUUUUAAAGUCUAGGUAAAUGCCAUGGUGGGUGGGUUAUGUUAUGUUACUCUGUAAAAGUGAUUUCAACAACCCUUUUUGCGUGAAUUCGUUGAGACCAAAAGGUUUCGUGUGCUUUGUUGUGUUGUAUAAGUGUAUGUGACAGGUGUGCAACUGUGCACGGUCUUGAUGGAUCAACGGCAAAAAGAUCAGCCAACAACAAAGAGCUUUGUAUAUAUUUUUUCCAUAGAUUGCGGUACAAAGUACCUGUAGGUGCAUUUGGAUAACAUCAAGCUUUUUAGCGUUGCUUUCGAAGUGGAUAUUCGAAAGAAACCGUCAAAUUGUUGUUGUUUUUAUUUUAAUCGAAAUGGAAGAGCAAUCGUUUCACGAGAAAGAGGAAUUGGCGGAGAGUUUGACUGUGCAUCCGCAGCCAGAGCCGUGGGUCAAAUUCAAACCAGUGUUGGUAAAAAAGUUACUCGCUGAAAUGAGCGAUGAUGAUUUAGAUGACAGUGAUGACAACGGGACUCCAAAGUCUGAGAACUCGGAUGAUGAAUCGGACAAUCUUGACGGCUGUCAGCCACUGUCUGAAGAGUGCACCAGCGAUCUAGUCCUCUCAAAUUUGACGACACAGACAAAUGUUCAAGUGGAUAUUGCUGUAGGAGGUGAAAUUGUCGAGAAGUCUGACACCAUCCAGAAAAUCAAUGACGUUGAUUCUUCAAAAGUGAACGAGUGCACAGCAAGGACUGAGGAAGAUAAGCUUCUCAGUGGCUCUAAAUGUAGGAGUUCUAAAGGAUCAACAGAACCAGAUGGAAGUUUACUGUCUCGAUGGCAGUCACAGAUAAACAUAGACAAGAGAAAGUCGUUGCCAGUUAAGGAUCAGAGUGAGCCCAGCAUAAAAUCCAAGUGUACUCCUGAUCCCAAGAGAUACUCCCAUGGUGUAGCGUUUGGUCACACUAAUGAGAGUCAAGACAAGUAUGGUCACCAGUAUGAAACUUACGCCAAUUCUAAGGAAUCUCAGGAACCGAGAAGAUACUCUUCUGCAAGUAGUGGCAAGUUGUACAAUACCAAUAAUGAAUUCAUGGAUGAUAAAAUAUCAGCAUCUGUAAAGAUGCCAGUCGAUCAAGCAAAUAAUCGUAGGACUAGCGCCGCGCAUUCAACAUUAAAUGUAACACAUGGAGUUAUGGAUACACCAAUGAAACAUCUGCAUGGAUCUACAAGACCAAAUCCUUGUACAUCUCACAGAAACAUUUUUCAAACUCCUCAAGAUAAAAACGGCAAUGAGUAUGCAAAAAAUCCGAUGCAAACUCCAGCUACAAUAUUUUCACACAGCUUGUCCCAAAGGCACAUGGCUCAGACUCCAAUGCAAACUUUAAUGCCUGUUGGUAAAGAAUCCACGCAAACUCCUUCAAAUCGAGAAAGUAUGCGAACUCCUGCAACCACUUGUGUUCAGUCACACAAUGCUAGAGUUGAAAGACCCAAAUAUUAUAGUGCAGAAGGUAAGGGUGUUCGUAGACCGUUGGCAGAAACAAUGUUCUCUGCUUCGCUUCAAGGACCUCAGCUCCCAAGAUUGCAAGAAACCCCGAACGAGUCUCAAUCAAGUUUGCCAACCACAAAAGAUAGCAACGGUGCUCUGGCCCAUGAAAAUACUGGCGAAAAGAAACCUGUGUGUUCAUCGCACGUAGUUCAUGAGACUAAGGAAAACAAAAAUCCAAACACUCAUGACUUUCUCAAAAGUGAAAGCCAUUCUAGUUAUCAGCCAGCAAUUAAAAAUUCUGAGAACCACAGCAAUAGUCAGCCGUCAACGCAUAGCGGACAUUCCUCUACCGUGCAACCAGAUAACAAGCCAAAGACAGAUCAUCAUAAUUUAUGUUCUAGCAGUACUAGUGGGCACAGUUCAAAAAGUCACGACAGUCACAAAAGUAGAGAAAGUCUAAGUAUAGCACAUCCUUCUGUUCCUGCGCAAGUUGAACAGAUACCAACUGUACAGUAUACAAAAACUCAUCAGAAUAAUGUAUACAACUCCAGGCAAAAAAUAAUUACUGUUCAAGGCCAGCAGUAUUUAGUUUUGAGCGUCAUAGGCCAAGGUAUGAGCGGAGAAGUUGUGAGAGCUCAAGAUUUAUCAAACUUAGACUUGAGAGCAAUUAAAUGUGUCAACCUCAACAAAAUGGAUAGAGAAUCAGUUCAAGGUUGUUUACAAGAAAUCUGUAUGCUUGACAAAUUGAAAGCACCUUGUAUUGUACACAUGUACAACUUUGAAGUAAAACAGCCAUGGGUUUAUGUUGUGAUGGAAAUAGGUGAGAUAGAUUUGAGUCGUCUAUUAAAAUCUAUGUUGGCAGAAAAGAAAAAAAUACCGCUAUCCAUGAUUCUUUAUUAUUGGACCGAAAUGUUAACCGCGGUAAAGCACAUUCAUGAUAAUGGGGUCAUUCACUCGGAUCUGAAACCUGCGAAUUUUUUGUUGGUGAGAGGAAGAUUGAAAUUGAUCGAUUUUGGUAUAGCAUCAAGCAUGAAUCCUGAUAUGACAUCUGUAUUGAAAAAUUGUUCAAUUGGAACACUAAAUUUUGUGAGUCCAGAAGCUUUAAUGGACGUGAAUGCUGGUGGAAGCGACUCUCCAAAUCAGAAUGUUAAAUAUAAGAUAAGUUACAGGUCGGAUGUGUGGUCACUGGGCUGCAUUUUAUAUUCUUUAGUUUAUGGUGUCACGCCUUUCAACCACAUCCGUCAGCAGUGGGGCAAAAUAAGAGCAAUCACUGAUCCAAAACACAAAAUAAAUUUUCCUACAACUAGCGGGAACGAACCCGUACCGUUGAUUAUCAUAGAUGUACUGCGCAAGUGCCUUCAGCGCGAGCCCAAGGCAAGGCCUACAGUAGCUGAUCUCUUGGAGAUCCCUUAUUUGCAAGGCGACAUAAGUCGACCAAUAGUUCCUUCUGUACCGUCAACUAUUUUGUUGAAAAUAAAACAAGCUUUAUCUGAUGAUGAAUGGAAAGAAUUCUCCGAGGCGUUUUCUAAAAUGUAGACGAAAUGGAUUGAUGAAAAAAAAAAAAAAAAAUUCAAACAAAUCGAACAGUUAAAAGUGUACAAAUAGUGUAGUUUUGUUAAAUAAUGUAACGGUUAGAUUUAUACUAAGGUGAGUUCGAAAUGAUCGCACCUAUUUUUUUACAAUAAAAGCUUCGUAAACUUUUGCCUUAUAUAUUUUUAUAGCUAGGAUUAUAAAACUCUCGCGAGGUGAAAGGUAUG